UUGUGCUGGUUCUCACUACAAAAUGAGUUUGUUAGCAUCCUUCAUUCUUACGUUCCUAUGCGUAGUUGAAUGUUGCGCUCAAGAACAUCGAAGCAAUAUCAGCUUUGUCACAACGAGUCCAGAGAUCGAACCUGGCUCGGGAAAUUCUGAUAACAACGUAAGCCUAUCUAGUGAACUUGAAAAUGUAACUUCAACAAAAAUCGAUCAAUACGAUAUCAGAAUUAAAGCGCUGGAACAGAAACUGAAAGAAAUUGAGAGAGAAAAAGUUAAGAAGUGCUCGCCAACGUCGUUUUUAGAAACCUGGGACAUGGCAUCUUUAAUCAUGGAAAAAGCUCGCGAAACAGCAAUAAAUGUUCCAAACGAUUCUCAAUGUCAAACAACAUGUCGACCAGGCAAGAAAGGCCCAGAAGGUGCAAAAGGUGAUAUCGGACCGACAGGACAAAAUGGCGCCACGGGACGUCAGGGAGCUAAAGGAGAAAGUGGAACAUCGUUUAAUUGCUCCCGAUAUGAUGAGUUGGCACACAAAGUUCAAAUCCUCGAAGAAAAAAAAGCUCGAGAAUUACAACCCUUAGCAGAUGGUUGGUAUCGUGUUCACAGUUACCCAUAUUGGUACAAAUUGUUACAAGUAUCGUCAGACUAUCAGACAGCCAGACAAAACUGCGAACUCAUGGGUGGCCGAUUAGCAGCGAAUGGUAUUCGGAAUCCAACCAUUCGUAGCGAUCUUCUCGACAAGUUCAUCAGAAGAACAGAAACUCCGAGCUGGAUAGGACUUGACGACCUUGAGAAACAAGACAACUGGAAAUGGUCAGACGGAGUUUCAUCAACUUCUUCAAAUACACCAUGGAGUGAAGGAGAACCAGAUGGUCAAGAUCAAAGAUGUGGGUGUAUGUGGCAUGACUAUCAGUAUAAAGUAGUAGAUUUAAAUUGUAGUUUUCAAGCAUUCUAUCUUUGUGAGAAGUAA
Molecule: messenger RNA, 961 nt
Organism: Styela clava
Lineage: Eukaryota; Metazoa; Chordata; Ascidiacea; Stolidobranchia; Styelidae
Source: RefSeq, a predicted model, not a curated record